Molecule: messenger RNA, 3317 nt
Organism: Brassica napus (rape)
Lineage: Eukaryota; Viridiplantae; Streptophyta; Magnoliopsida; Brassicales; Brassicaceae
Product: probable histone-arginine methyltransferase 1.3
Exons: 8
Coding region: 2219-3217 (332 amino acids)
Biological process (GO): peptidyl-arginine methylation
Molecular function (GO): protein-arginine N-methyltransferase activity
Source: RefSeq, a predicted model, not a curated record
UCUAUUAAUUACUUACCAAACCAGCAUAUAUUUUUUGUUCCAAAAGAGAAGAUAUCAAACAGUAAAUCCUAUUAGUUACAAGUUUGUCUAACUCGUGAUCCUAGUCCAAAUUGAUAUGUUGCACCAACCAAACUAUACAUCUGAAGGGUAAAGUUGAACCUCUCUGUUCCUUAUUGCACUGGCAGUACUAUGAUUCCAUAAAAGGUGCAGAAUAUGGUAGGCGGCUAGGAUGACUAAUAGGAUUGCCAACGGAAUCUCUUUAGCGGAAUAGAAUGUGACAAGAGUACAUAUCGAAAAGUAGGAUGACUUAGUACUGAAAUCAACGGGUGUUCAGAGCAAACUUUCUUCAUACGAACUAUAUGAUGUAUUUUGUCUCUUCAGACAGAAAAGAAGAACAUGAGAUGGAGAAAAAUAAACUGCCUAAAUCAUGGAGAUUCAAGUAUAAGCUCAAGGCUAUUAAUCUCGAGUUGAGAAAGAGGAAUUAAAGAAGUACAUCAAAGACGCAAUGGUCAAAAUAUUGGAGAUACAAGCUCAAAAACAGAGUAGAACCAAAGAAAAAAAAAAAAAAACUCCUUUUGGCUUAGGAGAAUGAUCUGCUUCAGAUUUAUUCAUGAGACAGAAUUGGUGCAGCAAGCAAGCCUAUCACAUUUUUUUGCACUAGGCAUAUAGAUGAACAAGAUGAAGAAAAGUUGUAAGAAACUAUUGAAGCAGAAGGAUUAUGUAAGAAGACUGAAUUGAUGCAGAAAAAAAAUGAAUUAGAGGAUCGUUUGCAAUCACAAUCUCGAAUUUUUUGGGUUGUUUAUACUCUUGAUUUUAACAGUGAUGCUCUCUCUAUGUUCACCCAUUCCUGACUUGUCUCCUUUAUCUUAGAUUUUUCAGUGGAAGCAUUGGUAAUUCUAAAACUGAUGGAAGAACAUUUGUAUAGUUUUCCAACCAAAGGAAAUACAACAAAAUGGCGCCUUUAUGUAGCAUAAACACAGUAUACUACAAGCCUUUCGCCACCAUGAUCCUCGGUAUAUACCGGCAUUACUACUGGAAGGCAACGGGAUUAAGAGCUGGUUUGAAGCUCACCUGUCUCCGUGGGCAGCCUUCAUCAUUAUAUUCAGUUCUGGUGUGUUGGCCUUCUGUCUCAACUUCUCCAUCUUCUAUGUCAUUCACUCCACAACCGCAGUCACAUUCAACGUCGCUGGAAACCUUAAGGUAACCAAAAGACAAUCUUAAACACCAUAACUAAAUAUGCUCUAAUUCAACAUCUGUUUUGAGCAUGCUUCAUGUACCCUUUUGAAGGAGGUUAAACAAAAUCAAGAAGCAGCGCUAUCCAUGUAUUUGAGAGGUUUCAGGUUAACUAACAAAGCAAUCUGAAUAGAUAAACCUUCUUUUUAGAACGGUUAUCGCACCACUGAUUGGAAGAACUGGACGUUCAUUGAGCAUACAUCCACUGAUUGAUAGCCCUAGCAGAGCACAUGUUUGAUCUUCUAUGUUGUGAUGUCCAAACAGGAGGAGGAAGCUCAAUGUUGUGUUGGAAACAAGUUGUUAUUAGUAUGACACAUCAUCAAAAGUCUCUUGCUUAAGUGAGAUGUCCAAGUCAGUUGAUGUCUCAGGUGUACCAGAAUCUCAUAUGAAUCAGAAAGUUAAUAUGAUAUGAUGAAUAUCUAUAUAAUUAAGCCAAGUUCAGCAGUUAAACACUGAUUUGCCUCACCUAACCUUGGAUAGUCCAUUGAAUGAAAGUAUGUCUUAAAAAAAGAAUAUCUGUAUAAUUAAUUUUUUAAAUUAUAUUGUGUUUGUUUUAAACAUUCUUAUGUUAUUCUUAGUUUUCAAACAUAAUUAACUAAAAGGUAACAAAAGGUAAAAAUAUAUAAGGAUUAUAAUAAAAUUAAUUAAUUUUGGGACAUUCAGAUUUAUCUUCUACGGGUGAAUUAUUGUGAAAGAAUAUACCCUAUUGCUAAAUAUAAGGUGAGUGCUAAACAAGGUAACUCGUGGUUUGGGGUUUUGCCAUUUUUGAAUAAAUAUUUUUUAAUUAAAUAAAUUUUCCCUCCUAUUUUCUAUUUUCAGCUACAUCUACUCUGCAUCAUCUCUCUCUCUCUCUCUCUGUUUCUCUUCGGCUUUGAUUCCUCUCAGCAGUUGGUAAAGUGAAAUCAAAAGUGUCUAUCUCUGUUUCUCGACUUUGUUGAUUGAGGGCUCUCGAUCAAACAUAUCGUGUUUUUUUUGGUUCCCUGAAAUGGAAGCCUCUCCUUGGAAAAAUCUCAAGCAGCUAGAGUUCUCUCUAGAUUCCGUCAUUGAUCUCUCCUCCCCUGUAGCUACGUUUUCGUACGUCGAUGGAGUGACGGAGCUGCUCCGGUUUCUGCAAUCGGACUCGACCCAUUGUUUUACUUUUGAUCUCGCUUCAGCUCAGUUAUUCAAGUUGGGGACAGUCCAGCAGCAGUUCAUAUAUAAUGAUAACUCAGAGGAGAAAUCAUUCUCCCAAGGAGUUAAUAUAAAGUUUGGAAGUGAGAAGGAUAGCAAGGAGUAUUGUGAUUCAUUUGAGGAGUGGAGAAAAUAUGCUCUUGUUCAGGUUUCAGCUAGUAAAAGCAAGUUCGACCAUAAGAUUGAGGCGUCCUCGGCCCAAAUGUAUUUCCAUUACUAUGGCCAACUUCUACAUCAGCAAAAUAUGCUACUACAAGAUUAUGUCAGGACAGGUACAUAUUAUGCUGCGGUGAUGGAGAACCGUUCUGAUUUUGCUGGUCGUGUCGUGGUCGAUGUGGGUGCUGGGAGUGGCAUUUUGUCAAUGUUUGCUGCCCAGGCUGGUGCCAAGCAUGUUUAUGCUGUAAUAGCAUCCCAAUUGGCUGAAUACGCACGUAAGCUGAUUGCUGGAAAUCCAUUGUUCGCUGAUCGGAUCACAGUCAUUAAGGGAAAAGUCGAGGAUAUCGCAGAUGUGUUUGAUGCAUUUGAUCCGAGGUUAUUGGUAGCUCCCCCUAUGUUUCGUAAAAGGAGUGACUUUGAUCGAAAAGGAUCAAGUAGUCCACAACCGCCUCUGCUCGGACCAUACUGCGUUCGAGGCUACAAUAUGGGAGAGGCGAGAAACAUUCUCGAGCAAUCUUCUUAUCAAUCAGCACCAACUAGGAGGUCUGAAGGGACUGAUGUGUCCUUUUUGAUGGACCCUCCUCACCUUUCUACUCGUCUUUCUCAUAUCCUACGAAGACUGCUAGGUAGAUCUCUAAGUCUUCUCUUUGAUUUUUGACGUGAACUGGAAAUUCUUUGAGUGUUUAGUGUAGACUCUUGCUUCUUUGUGCAGUAUUUACUUUUAGAUUACUAUUAUCAUUAGUCUUUGUCACUGAAAG